CAGACAAUAUUGAACGAGACAAAAUGGUCUACGACGUCGUUUACCAUUUUGGUUCUUCCUUGUUCUCUCACCCCGACUCGUUCACUGACUCGGUUGGUGCUUGAUUCGUGCCGAUGAAGUGCCGAUCCGUGGCCUGCCUCUGGUCUCGAGCUCCUCCAUCUCAUCGAGUCACCGCCACAGCCUCUCUAACAAAUCCACCGACUCUCUAUACCGGUGGAUCCGAUGGGUCAAUCAUCUGGUGGAGCAUCUCGUCUUCUUCCGAGUCCAAUUCGGUAACUCGUCUCUCGUCUUCCGAGAUUAAGCCGAUUGCUAUGUUGUGUGGCCAUACUGCACCAAUAGUGGAUCUUGCCGUUUGUGAUCCUACUACGGUUUCAGGGAACGGAGUUACAUCAGAUUGUUCGGAUAAUGGUAACGCGGAUCCGUUUGUUAACUGUUGUGCAUUGAUCAGUGCUUGUUCUGAUGGUGUAUUGUGUGUAUGGAGUAGAAGUAGUGGUCAUUGUAGGCGGCGUAGAAAGUUACCUCCUUGGGUUGGAAGUCCGUCGAUUUUGUGUACUUUGCCAUCAGAGCCUAGAUAUGUAUGUGUUGGGUGUUCUUAUAUUGAUACUCAAUCUGUUGAUACUGUUGAUGGGGCUGAGACUUUAGCAGAUACUGAUUUUCAGAACAGGAAACCGUCGAGGUGUACUGUGGUGGUUGUUGAUACUUAUACUCUUACGAUUGUUCAUACAGUUUUCCAUGGGAAUUUGUCUAUUGGUUAUUUGAAUUUUAUGGGUGUGGUGCAAUUGGAGGAGCAGGAAUCGUUGCUUAUGGCGGAUUCGUUUGGUAGGUUGCAGUUGGUUCCUGUGUCAGAGAAUUCUGAGAAGGGUGAAGAUGUAUCUGAGUCGAGCAAAGGCUCUGUCGUGUCUAGGAACUGGUUAAAUGAAGGGGAAAUAGCUGUAUCAGUGAUAACCCGAGGGAAGCUUGUUGCUUUUUUCUCAAAGAAUAGGUGUGUCUUUUGGUUGUUGAAUCGCGAGGAGGCAAUAGGAGAGAUAUCUUUUGUUGAUGAUUCGCUUUGUUCUGAAAAUCAUCCUCCAAAUUUUCAUUUCAAAGAAGCAAUGAUACUUUACUCUAGUACAUCAACUAUCGAAGGUGAUAAAGAUGAUAGAAUUUCCGAAACUUUUGUGCUGUGGGAUGAUAGUGGUUCAGCUGUGCUGUUUGUUAUGUCAUAUAUAGAUGGAGAUUUUACAUAUAAAAACCUCGGUGAGAUUGUUACUUCCCCUGAUAAGCGUUCCGUUAAAUCAACGUUUUGUUUUGUACAGUUGAGGCAGUAUCUUCUUCGCGUUGAGUCUACCUGUUGUGAUGUUGAACAACCUUCUCAAUGGAGGCCCCAUAUAACUGUCUGGUCACUAUGCCUAGGAGGAAUAGGUAGUGAAAAAGAACUUCAGCGCAAAUUGCUUGGAGAAGGCUCCUAUUUUGCUGAUUGGAUUUCAAGCUGUUGUUUAGAUCCCACGGGCUCCAUUAGUGCAGAAACUGGUAUUUCCCAUUUAGGAAGUCAAUGUCGUACCGAAAAUGGUCUACAAAGCUUUGUUAGUGACAAUAGACAGUGCGUGUCAUCGUCCAUGGUUAUUUCUGAGAACUUGUAUGUCCCAUAUGCUGUUGUCUGUGGUUUCUUUAGUGGUGAGAUAGAAAUUGCAAAGUUUGAUUUUCUUCAUGGACUUGAUUCUCCUGCUUCAAGCCCUAGAUCAGACACUGAUUCACUCGUCUCUAGACAGCGUCUUUUGGGACAUACAGGAUCUGUUCUAUGCUUAGCAGCACAUCGAAUGUUUGGGGAUGCAAAUGGAUGUAGUUCUUCUCAUGUUUUGAUCUCCGGAAGUAUGGACUGUACCAUCCGCAUUUGGGAUCUCGAAAGUGGAAAUGUAAUCAUGAUCAUGCAUCAUCAUGUUGCUCCGGUGCGCCAGAUCAUUCUAGCCCCAGCUCGAACAGAACGCCCAUGGAGCAAUUGCUUUCUAUCUGUUGGGGAUGAUUCAUGUGUUGCUCUUUCUUCUCUUGAGACUUUGCGUGUUGAAAGGAUGUUUCCUGGGCACCCAAACUAUCCUACAAAAGUCGUAUGGGAUGGUACAAGAGGCUACAUUGCAUGUCUUUUCCGCUCCCUUUCGAGAAAAUCAGAUCCAAUUGAUGUCUUGUACAUUUGGGAUGUGAAGACAGGUGCUCGGGAACGUGUCCUCAAUGGGGCAGCUUCACAUUCGAUGUUUGAUCAUUUCUGUGCAGGCAUUAGUGAGAAAUCUUAUUCUGGCACUGUGUUAAAUGGAAAUACGUCAGUUUCUUCUUUGCUUUUCCCAGUAGACGAAGAGAGGAAACCAUUUUAUUUGAAGAACUAUGAGCGAGCAGCCUCUUUGUCAACAUCUAAGCCAAGUGCUUCGCAGGAAAAGGCUAGAGAAGAGAGUUCUAUUGCUUCGUCUUUUCUCCAAAGCAUCAGAUACCCUCCCAUCAAAUGCACUUGCCCAUUCCCUGGAAUAUCUACUCUGAUUUUCGAUCUUUCGUCUUUAGCAGUUUCUUGUCAAACACAUGAAGACUCUGAUAUGCAUAAGAUGCUAGAAGAGAAGAGUGAUAAGCCAACUGCUCAGCAGAAGACUUCAAAUGACAAGUCUCCUGUCCAGAAGACUCUAGAUAACCCUGCAGAAGUUGUUCACAUGGACAAGGCAAUUGGGGAAUAUCUAAUUCGAUUUAGUUUAUCCUUUCUGCAUUUGUGGGGUAUAGAUUCUGAACUCGAUCAAAUGCUAGUAGCACAUCUAAAGCUAAAAAGACCAGAGAGUUUUAUUGUAACCUCCGGUUUGCAGGGGGACAAAGGGUCAUUGACAUUAGCAUUCCCGGGUUUGAAUGCAACACUUGAGCUCUGGAAAUCAUCUUCGGAGUUUUCUGCGUUGAGGUCAGUGAUGAUGGUGUCGCUUGCUCAAUGCAUGAUAAGUCUGUCACAUUCCACUGCCACAUAUAGCAGCAACUUGGCUGCAUUCUACACACGAAAUCUGGCUGAGAAAUAUCCAGAUCUGAAGCCACCAUUACUCCAGCUUUUGGUAACUUUCUGGCAAGAUAAAAGCGAACAAGUCCGUAUGGCUGCUCGGUCAUUAUUCCACCACACUGCUUCUUUGGCAAUACCUCUUCCAUUAUGCAGUGAUCACGCAUCUGAACACACAAAACUGGUGAGAUCCCUGUCUGGAAUCAGUCUGAACGAACCUAAAGUUCUUAGCACAGUGGAAGAACAUCCCACAAACAGUGUGGACUCUGAGCAUAUCCAUCAAGCUCAACGGCUUUCUCAGGCUGAGGAGUCAGAACUACUCUCCUGGCUUGAAUCUUUUGAAAUGCAAGACUGGAUUUCUUGCGUUGGGGGAACAAGUCAGGACGCAAUGGCGGCUCACAUCAUUGUUGCGGCUGCCUUAUCAGUCUGGUACCCAAGUCUAGUAAAACCUGGUCUAGCCAUGCUAGUCGUCCACAAAUUGUUGAACCUUGUUAUGGCCAUGAGUGAGAAAUACAGCUCGACUGCUGCGGAGCUUCUCUCAGAAGGAAUGGAGACUACAUGGAAAACAUGGAUCGGACCUGACAUUCCUCGGAUAGUUUCAGACAUAUUUUUCCAAAUAGAGUGUGUCAGUUCCUCAGUCGGAGCACAUCAAACUGUACCAUCGUCUAUAAAGGAGACUCUGGUCGAAAUUCUUCUUCCAAGUUUAGCCAUGGCGGAUGUCCUUGGAUUUCUUAGCAUAAUAGAGAGCCAAAUAUGGUCUACAGCUUCUGAUUCUCCUGUUCAUGUAGUAUCUCUCAGAACUCUCAUCAGAAUAAUCCGUGCUGCUCCUAGAAAUCUGGUACUGCAUCUUGAGAAGGCAGUUAAUUUUGUUCUUCAAACGAUGGACCCAAGCAACACUGUCAUGCGUAAAACUUGCCUGCAAACCUCAAUGGCUACACUGAGAGAAGUUGUGCGUGUAUUUCCAAUGGUAAUCCUAAACGAUUCAUUAACAAGGUUAGCAAUCGGCGAUGCUAUCACAGAGAUCAACAAUGCAUGUAUUCGCAUAUAUGACAUGCAAAGUAUGACAAAAAUAAAGGUUUUAGAUGCGAGUGGCCCUCCGGGUCUACCAAAUUUUCUCAGAGCUUCGGAAUCUGCAGUAACAACAGCUAUCUCAGCUCUCAGCUUUUCACCUGAUGGAGAGGGAUUGGUUGCGUUUUCAGAAAACGGUUUGAUGAUCAGAUGGUGGUCACUAGGAUCGGUUUGGUGGGAGAAAAUAAGCCGAAGUCUCACACCUGUUCAAUGCACAAAACUGAUAUUUAUCCAUCCAUGGGAUGGAUUUUCAUCAAACUCUUCUCGAACAAGCGUGAUCUCAAGUAUCACAAGCGACGAACAAGAACUUCCUCUUCAGGAAACCGCAAAGAACAUAAGCCACGUAGAGCGGCUAAAGCAGCUUGUUCAGCAUCUUGAUCUCUCUUAUCGCCUCGAAUGGGCCAGUGAACGCAAAGUAGUUCUAACCAGACACAGUGUUGAGUUGGGCACUUGCCUGUUGUGACAGCCAGUGUAAGAAUUCAGAAAAAUCACAACCCAAGUACCUCAUUUUGCUCGAGAGUUUUGUGUUGCAGCUUUCCAGUUAUGAGUUUCUUAGGAACUAUCCGGAGAAUGAGAAGUUUUUUUGUUCGUGUGUCUGAAAACAAGAAUGUUUUUUUCUCUUUGUAUAUGAAAUUAUUUAUAAAUAUAAACCUGAGAAAGUGAUUGUUAUAGAUAAAUUAUCCAAUUUCCUGAUAGAAGAACGACAGGGAGAUUUUAGAAA
This is a messenger RNA of Arabidopsis lyrata subsp. lyrata, 4778 nucleotides long. RefSeq lists its product as uncharacterized. Gene Ontology annotation, cellular component: cytoplasm. NCBI's taxonomy places the organism in Eukaryota, Viridiplantae, Streptophyta, Magnoliopsida, Brassicales, Brassicaceae. The transcript has 8 exons. Gene Ontology annotation, molecular function: protein binding. The record is from RefSeq and is a predicted model, not a curated record. Bases 114 to 4520 code for a protein of 1468 amino acids.